AUGAAGCUUCGAUCGCUUCUCGCGGCGGGCUUGGCGUCUUGGCCCGUCUACCUCGCCGUGGCAGCCCCCAUUGGACCCACGGGCCCGUGUCCGCAUUCCAAGGUUGAUGCGAUCCUCAAAGGCGACCUGGACCCUUCGGCGUGCUGCUCGUACGGCAAGUGUUUAAAGGACGUGGUCAUCUCUGUUGGUGACUGA
Molecule: messenger RNA, 195 nt
Organism: Ustilaginoidea virens
Lineage: Eukaryota; Fungi; Ascomycota; Sordariomycetes; Hypocreales; Clavicipitaceae
Exons: 2
Coding region: 1-195 (64 amino acids)
Source: RefSeq, a predicted model, not a curated record